Molecule: messenger RNA, 4631 nt
Organism: Myodes glareolus (Bank vole)
Lineage: Eukaryota; Metazoa; Chordata; Mammalia; Rodentia; Cricetidae
Source: RefSeq, a predicted model, not a curated record
GAAGGCUGGGCGGUCUUCCCCACCGCCCAGAGCAUCCUCACCAAACCUAUUGUACCCGACUCAAGCGUUAAGCUCUUCAGAAGUGGGAAAGGCUCUCUCUCUCUCUCUCUCUCUCUCUCUCUCUCUCUCUCUCUCUCUCUCUCUCUCUCGGCCGGAAACUUUAGGCAGAGUUUGAGCCAGCUUCGGAGGAACCUGGGGGCGAUGUGCACAUUUUCAGGACCAAAUUAGAGCAUCUGAGGGACGUACUUCUCGCUAAGGAGAAGGAAGGAGCUGCGAAGAAUUAGGGCGCUUACCCUCCAGGCUGGCAUCUGCCUGAGGGGUUGAGGGAGGGUCAUGGUGAGGCAGAGCUAGCACUGAUGCUGAGUGAGGAUGAAGAGGCUCCAACACAAAGGGAAAGGUAGGGUUUCGAAGCACCAAAAUGCCAAGUCUAAAGUCCAAGGAGGUACCUGGGGUUGGUUAGAAACUAAGGAGAGGGAAGAAACAUCGGUCACUGGAGCAGGUGGAAGUCCUGGUUAGCGUGAUCUGUAGUGGGCAUUGCCUGGCGACAGCGCAGAGGGUGUGCUGAAAGGAUGGAGAAGCAUCAGUGCCUUCGUCUGGGCUAUUGCUUGAUCCCAGAAGUUGCAGAAUUGGUAAGGAGCAAGUCAUCCUAGGGUCACCUGAAGAGGAGCGGAGUUGAAAUCGAUGCAGACAGACGGCUGGCACCGGCGGAGGAAGCCCCCCUCCCCCGCCCCAAGCACUCUUUGACUCCGCAAGAGCUUUGGUCCUGUGCCCCAGCUGCAAACCAAAGAGCCAGCCGGGCGAAAUGGGCGUUGCUUCUAAGAAGAGUCGUGGCGGGCUGCGCCAAGGUGGGAGGCACGAUGGAGGGGGGCUAAGGGGAGGGAACCCAGGUUCGAAGGGCGGAUACGGGGUGGCGUCUGAUGCUCCAUAAAGGAACAGCGCUCUCCGCCAUGCGUGCUGCAGCCACCAGCUGUGAGCAGCGAGAUGACGAUUGUGUGCCACCAGGGCCCCGUGCUAGCAGGUAGCGCCACUUUGGCUACCUUGGGAUCCUUGAUCCUGUACUCAGGGACACCUGGCAGGUACGGGAAACACAGCCAGAGUGCAUCGUCGGGAGUUUCCCUCCUGCCUGCACGAAUCGCCUGGUUCCUGCAGGAGCUUCCCUCCUUCGUGGUGUCAGUAGGGAUGCUCGCUUGGCAGCCCCGCUCCCUCUUCGAACAGCCCGGGAAUGUGCUGCUGGGUCUCUUCUCCGCACAUUACUUCCACAGACAAGACAUUUGCCCAGGAUCUGCUAUGGAGAAGUCAAAUCCAUCAAGUCAGAAUGUCAUCUCCAAGGAGUACUUGCUUUCUCCAUUUGAUUGUCACUCUACCCAGAAGGAAAGAGAGUCAAGUGGACUUGCAGAAAUACUCUGGUGGCAGAGCUGCAGGCUCCUCUUAUUUCUUUUGCAUUUUGAAGGACAUGGGAGGCAUUUUUAUUUAUGGACGACAUUUAUUUAUUCCUUGCUCACCAGAGGGAGGCCUUACCCAGUGAUUCUCUUUCUGAGAGCAAUUGCCUUCUGCAUGGGAAAUGGAUUUCUUCAAGCCCACUAUCUGAUUUACUGCGCAGAAUACCCUAAGGAGUGGUACACAGAUGUACGAUUUAGCUUGGGUGUCUUCCUGUUUGUUUUGGGAAUGGGGAUCAACAUCCACAGUGACUACCUGCUGCGUCAGCUUAGGAAGCCUGGAGAAAUCGUCUAUAAGAUUCCACAAGGUGGCUUGUUUACGUAUGUUUCGGGAGCCAAUUUCCUGGGUGAGAUCAUUGAAUGGUUGGGCUAUGCCUUGGCCACGUGGUCCCUUCCAGCCCUUGCGUUUGCAUUUUUCUCACUUUGUUUCCUUGGGAUGCAAGCUUUUUACCACCACAGGUUCUACCUCAAGACGUUUGAGGAUUACCCCAAAUCUAGGAAAGCCCUCAUUCCAUUCAUCUUUUAAAGAAUCCCAAUUUUAAGGAGCAAAGCUUCAACAAGGAAACUGCCCAGCUGCUGAAACUAGAAGAUGUAAAUGAAACUGGCCUGUGUCUUGCUCAUAUGUAUACAUAUGAUGAUAUAUGUGAUCAUAGGUCUCUUGUUAUUCCAGUUGCCUGAGGCAUGCUGAAUCAUGCCUGCUUAACCUUUAUCCCUGUCUGCCAGGGAGCUUUAGCCUAAUUUCAUGUUGGAGCUUCACAGAGGACCUUUCUUGGAGACAUUUUCUCCUCAUCUAUUCCUUCUAGAAGCUUCCCCUUUCCCCAUGCUACUUCCCCAUUGUAUGAUCUGAAGACGUGUGACUUUUUUAUUUUUACUCUGUAUUAAUUUUGGAAGUUCUGCAAUCAAAACCCUUUGGACUGUCAUAAUGGAGAAUGAAAUCAUAACAUUUGCAGGAAAGUGGAUGGAACUGGAAAUUAUUUUAUUAAGCAACAUAACAUGACUCAGAAAGAUAAAUACUGCAUGUUUUUGCCAUAUGCAGAUCCUAGAUUUUAACUUAUAUGUAUAUAUGUGUCUGUUUAUAUGUGUGUAUUGGGGGGGCAUAUAGUUCAUCAAAUUAUGAAGGAGAUCAUGAGAAAGUAAGAAGAGGCCUUUGGAGGAGAACAAGGAAAAUGGAACGCAAGCAGAGAGAGGCUGCUGCCAGGGAAGGAAAGGGGCCAGCAGGAGAAAUGCAAGAGAACGGGGAAGGAGAAGAGGGGAGGGGGGAUUGGCAAAAAUAAAGUAUGUAGGAAAAUGCCACAAUGAAACCCAUUACUUUGUGUGCUGGUUUUGAAAAACUCAACCAAUCAACCAGCUAACCAACUGGAAAAGAAUGUCUGGGCCGAGGGCAAGGCUUAAAGAGGAAUUCAAAGCAACCUGUUGUAUGUGCAGAGAGUGGAGGAGAUGUACAUUUUCAAGUGUCGUAGGUUCAGAGCAGGCCUAAAUUACUUUGUACUUAUCUGCACAUACAUUACCAACAUCUACAACAGACGGACGGUGGAUGAUGUGGGGUGAUGUGGGGUGUGGGUUGAUGAUGGGCUCAUGGUCCCCAGGGAUGGUCAGGUGCUUAUCCUCCUCUUCAGUAGCUAAUUAGGAAGAGAUGAGCAGGGAGAACCUUAAUAAUGGAAUUCCCUUCUCAGACCCAAGUCCAAAUGUGCACAAGUGUCAUAGUCAAUGAAUAUCCUGAUCCUCCAGGAGCUUCCAGUCCCCGCUAGAGCGUUCAUAACUUUAUCCAUGGGACUGGGAUAGAUUUUUCUUGAUGGUCAGAUUAUUUUUUGAACACAAAGAAAAAUAUAUAGCUAUGAGUGGUUCCUGAGAGAAUGAAGAAGUGUGUUAUGACAGACAUUGUAAACUCAUGUUUUUCGGAGCUGAUGGGAAUAUCUAAUGUCACAGACACAUCAAGCAUGAGAAGUUCAUGCAGAAGACGGUAGGCUGUUUACCUGGAGGAGAUGUCUACAGUGAUGUGAAGGACUUCAGAAGCCCCAAGCAGUUUCUUCUGGAAUUUCUUCCUUAUGAGCCUUGAGACGUAGAAGACGGACAUGUUCCAGCCAUAGCUUGAACAUCAGUCCACAAAGGCCCCAUAGGCAGAAACUGAGGUCUGCGAACCGAUGUUCAUCUGGGCAUAAAACCUAUUUCGUUCGGUGUAGGCAGGGUUUCACACACAGUUUUAUUUUAUUUUGUCUUACAUUUCAAGUUUCAAAUUGUAAGAAUUUGGAGGUUUUUAUAUGAACUGAAAUCUUGGCAUUCCUUUAAGAAGUUGGAGGGAGAGGCAUAAGAGACAGGACAUCAUGGGAGGGUGGGUAUGAGCAAAACACUAUACACAGAUAUGAAAUGUAAUGAGACACUGUAUAUAUGCUAGGGGUUCUCAGUCUUCCUAAUGCUGGGACCCCUUACUACAGUUCCUCAUGUUGUGGUGACCCCCCAACCUUAAAAUUAUUUCCUUACGGCUUCACAACUGCAAUUCCGUUACUGGUAGGCAUCAUAAUGCGAAUAUCUGACAUGCAGGCUGAUAUACAGGAACUGCUGUGAAAGGGUCAUUUGGUGCCCCAAAGGGGUCAUGAUCCAUAGGUUGAGAACCAGCUGGAAGAUCUCAGCACCCUUUGCCUAGUACUCUGACAAAACAGCCAUUCAGCAAUUGCAUGAUUUUGCCACAAGAGGGCACUAUCUAAAAUUUUAUUCAGGUGAAUUCAGUCAAUUUACGUGUGUGUGUGUUAGUUCUACAAAACCUUAUUGCUAUUUCAACUUAGCUUAAUUAACCACAAACUUUCAUUUAUAAAAUGAAUUUUUAUAAAUUCAUUUAUUAUUACCGAGUUUGUGUGAGCGCGCACUGUGCAUUUGGAGGUCAGAGUACAAAUUCAUUACUCCCACCAUAGGUUCUCGGUUCUGGGUUCUGAGGACCAAGCUCUGGUCACCAAGUUUGUGUGAAAGUGCUUUUACCCAUCUUGCGUCCUGAUUACUGGCCUUCUUAAUUUAAAUAAGUUAUUUGUGUGUAAUAUGAGCUAUUCCCUUGACAUCAGAGGGAUCUCAGUCAUCUAAAACCAUUGUUUUAAACUUCACUGUUCUUUGUUGAAGACUGGGAUAUAUAUGGAUAUAUAUGGAUAUGUCUAUUCAUACAUAUAUGUAUACAUUAAACACAAUAAAAUUCUGAACAUGUCCCCAUUC